AUGCCUCGUCAACGUCGUGGUGCCGCCCCUACCCCUGCGCGCAGCGCUCCCACCAGACCUACCGCCGCUCCCGCCAGACCUGCUGCUGCUCCCUCGGCCCAGCACUCCCAGCCUCACUCGACCGCUGCUCACCCCCAGUCGACUUCCCAGCAGGCCUAUCCUCACCCUCCCCCCCAGGCUGCCCCCGUCCAGCAGAGCGCCGGACCCGGCCUGUUCGGCCAGAUGGCCUCGACCGCUGCUGGUGUCGCAGUCGGCUCCUCCAUCGGCCACGCCAUCGGUGGUUUCUUCAGCGGCGGUUCCAGCGCCCCCGCCGAGGCCCAACAGGCAGCUCCCGCCGAGGCCCAGCCCAUGGACACCGGACUGUGGCAGAGCAACACCGCCAACAGCUCCUAUGGCAACCCUGCCUGCGAGACGGACGUUCGCAACUUCCGCCAGUGCAUGGACGAGAACCAGGGCAACCUCAGCAUUUGCGGAUGGUACCUGGACCAGCUUAACGCUGGUACAUGGUGGUUGUUACGGGUGCUAACUGGUAUUACAGAAAGCUUGCCAGGCCGCUGCUAA
Molecule: messenger RNA, 561 nt
Organism: Aspergillus oryzae RIB40
Lineage: Eukaryota; Fungi; Ascomycota; Eurotiomycetes; Eurotiales; Aspergillaceae
Exons: 3
Coding region: 1-561 (186 amino acids)
Biological process (GO): mitochondrion organization
Cellular component (GO): mitochondrion; nucleus
Source: RefSeq, a predicted model, not a curated record